This is a messenger RNA of Gadus morhua (Atlantic cod), 3226 nucleotides long. RefSeq names its product protein kinase, cAMP-dependent, catalytic, beta b (gene prkacbb). Gene Ontology annotation, biological process: protein phosphorylation. Lineage: Eukaryota; Metazoa; Chordata; Actinopteri; Gadiformes; Gadidae. Gene Ontology annotation, molecular function: ATP binding; cAMP-dependent protein kinase activity. The record is from RefSeq and is a predicted model, not a curated record. The transcript has 11 exons. Gene Ontology annotation, cellular component: cAMP-dependent protein kinase complex; nucleus; cytosol. Bases 281 to 1345 code for a protein of 354 amino acids.
AGGAAGAGAAGCGCACAAGAAGUGACCGCUAGCUUCAUGUCAACGCUAUCGCGAUCAGCAAACACACAACGAGAGAGGGACGGAUAUCGAUUAAAAAGGACAGGGAGGCCGCUUCGAUCGUCCUGGAAACAGUGGGAUCCAACGCUUGAAUAUAUGCAUCGCGUCCACACCGAGAGAGGGUGACUACGUUUUAAAAAGGACGAGUUGUUGCAACCCCCAGAAACAUCAGCUCUGCUUGGUGUCUCCAGCCAGCGCCAUCUCUCCCGGUCCGGUGUGGACCAUGGGGAACGCGGCCACGGCCAAGAAGGGCACCGAGCUGGAGAACGAGACCUUUGUGAAAGAGUUCCUAGCGAAGGCCAAAGAAGACUUUUUACGAAAAUGGGAAUGCCCGCCACAGAGCACGACGUGCCUCGAUGACUUUGAGAGAUUAAAGACGCUUGGAACCGGCUCGUUCGGGAGGGUCAUGCUGGUGAAGCACAAGUCCACCGAGCAGUACUUCGCCAUGAAGAUAUUGGAGAAGCAGAAGGUGGUGAAACUCAAGCAGAUAGAGCACACGCUAAAUGAGAAGAGAAUAUUACAGGCGGUCAGCUUCCCCUUCCUCGUCAAACUCGAUUAUUCGUUCAAGGACAACUCAAAUUUGUACAUGGUGAUGGAGUACGUUCCCGGGGGAGAGAUGUUCUCCCAUCUAAGACGAAUCGGCAGGUUCAGUGAACCGCACGCACGCUUCUACGCAGCCCAGAUAGUGCUGACAUUCGAGUACCUCCAUUCAUUAGACCUUAUCUACAGAGACCUGAAACCGGAGAAUCUCCUCAUCGACCACCAAGGCUAUAUUCAGGUGACAGAUUUUGGAUUUGCCAAGAGAGUAAAAGGGAGGACUUGGACGCUGUGUGGAACACCGGAGUACCUGGCCCCAGAGAUCAUUCUAAGCAAAGGCUACAACAAGGCUGUAGACUGGUGGGCCCUUGGGGUCCUGGUUUAUGAGAUGGCGGCCGGCUACCCGCCGUUCUUUGCAGAUCAACCUAUCCAGAUCUAUGAGAAGAUUGUUUCUGGAAAAGUGCGAUUCCCUUCCCACUUCAGCUCUGAUUUAAAAGACCUGUUGAGGAACCUGCUGCAGGUGGACCUGACCAAGCGCUAUGGCAACCUGAAGAACGGCGUCAACGACAUCAAGGGCCACAAGUGGUUCGCCACCACCGACUGGAUCGCCAUCUACGAGAGGAAGGUGGAGGCCCCGUUCAUCCCCAAGUGUCGGGGCCCCGGGGACACGAGCAACUUCGACGAGUACGAGGAGGAAGAGGUCCACGUGUCGCAAACGGAGAAAUGCGGCAAGGAGUUUGCCGAGUUUUAAAGAUACGAGAGCGUGGGAACAUCAGGGCUAAAACACAUAAAACGGAACCACGGCGCUCUUCAAAAGGACUCUGGGAAGAAGAAGAGAGGGCAGAGACCGACGUUGUUCACGUCUACUACAUUAACCCCUCGAUUCCACACCGCUGAAUGAGGUCGCCAUGAUCCACUUUAUACUUCUACUACUUCUAGUUGAUGUUGUGCUCCCCUUUUUAAGAUGUUUUGUUUUACUUUGAGAGGAGAACUCGGGCCGACGCCCGAGUUCACACCAUUACAGAAUUAUGUGUCCAAUGAUACACACUAAGGGCGACGCGCAUCGCAGGCCGUCUCAUCCUUCAAUCAAAUUUGUAUAUAAAAGUAUAAGAAUAUAUUAAUCUUGAUACGUUUUGGCAUUUCUUUUUAAAAUCAGGUUUGAAAAGGUUACUGAAGAAUGAUACUAUGAUGUUGUGUAUGAUAUGGGAUUGUUAUUGUUAUCGUCAGAUUUCUAUAUGAUAAUAUAAAUAUGUUGAAAGUGCUAGACGCUGGCACCUAAUUUUCAGAGGCUAAAAGGGAAGGCUGUUGCAGAGGUUGUGCUUGAGUCAGUCCUGGUUCACACCUGUACGAGUUUGGCUAAAGGCAGAGGGUACAACUCAUGGAGGAAAGAGGGGGAUAUAUAUAUAUAUAUAUGAGAUUUUGAGUUAUACUUUUGUUUUUCACCCUAUAAAACAACCAAUAUAUCAUAUUGGUAUGAUGCAAGACAGUAAGUUAAAUACUGACUCAUGAUUACUUUUAUUUGGAACAUUGCUAUUGCCAUGAAUAUCCACAAUAUUGAUGUCCAUUUUGGGGAAAAUCUACAUUCGUAAUGUGGGCAAUUCUACAACUUGAUUUAAAUGUUCAAACGCUUUCCGUAACUGCCUCUUCUAUGUCAGAUAUAUAUGUAUGGUCAGCCCCAGGUCCGGAAAAUUGGCCGCGGUAACGUUCGUUCGAGCCAAUUGCAGAGCAGUGGUACUGUGUCCUACGUGCAUAUCUGUCCGUUCUGUAAGACACAUGAACAUGUUGAGUGUUUCAAAGCAUGACCAAAUAGAAAACAUAACAGAAGAAGAAGGGGUGUCUCCCCCUCUCUUUGCUUUUGCCUUAGAGAACCAUGUCCUCAGACCCCCCCCCCACACAUCAGUUCACUGCCUACUUAGUAUUCAGACUCAGCCAACAAUAGCCAUUGCACAAAAUGACAAACCGUUUUACAGGAAGUAAAUCUCAAAUUUUGUUUUGUUUGUUUGGGUCUUAUUGCUAUGUAAAAAAACGAUGUAAUUUGCUGUUUCACAAAUUAUUUUUGCCGUGUCUACCAUUAUAUUCACUCUGUUCCUAGUCUGUCUGCUUAUAAAAGAGAGUUUGAUAAGAGUUUUUUGAAGCAGUCUGACUCCAGUAUAGGGGAAGAAGGAGACUAAAUCCUUUUUAGGGAUUGUAGAGAGUAAUGUAAAGUUCAACAGUUUAAUGUGUAUAGGAUUGCGGCUCUGUGCCUCAACGUUGUUUGUGAAGUAUUGCAGAAGUACACUCUUUAUAAUACUGUUAACAUGAAGAUGUUUUUUCAAUCUUCUAAGACAGAAUUGCAAAAUGGCAUGUCUUUUUUUUUCCUCUCCUGUUGCUGUUACCAAUUUGUUCCUUGUUUGUUCCAAUCAUUUUAAAGAAUGUAGAUUUGCAACUUAUAGGGAUGCAUCUUUUGGAGAAAAUAAACUUUCAAGGUACAAAUGUCCUCACAGAAUAAUAGGUAAAAACCAGACUUCUCCUUUAUACCACAUUUAAUCCAUUCAUUGUUUUAACUCAUAACAUGUGUGUAUGCAUUGUUUCAUAUGAUUUUAUUUAUACACAUUAGAGAUGCUAAUAAAUUUUAUUUUUAAAAGUGUCAAAA